Dicentrarchus labrax (European seabass) is the source of this 2549-nucleotide messenger RNA. RefSeq names its product PR domain containing 8 (gene znf488). Gene Ontology annotation, molecular function: protein binding. Lineage: Eukaryota; Metazoa; Chordata; Actinopteri; Moronidae. Gene Ontology annotation, biological process: regulation of DNA-templated transcription. The transcript is spliced from 4 exons. Bases 560 to 2113 code for a protein of 517 amino acids. Gene Ontology annotation, cellular component: nucleus. The record is from RefSeq and is a predicted model, not a curated record.
UUUAUCGGACUAAUUGCAGGCUCGCAGUGGGCUGUGUGAGGUCUUGUUCCGCAGGUUGUGAUCCUCUAAGCUCAGUUGGGUAAUGUGGUCGUACUGCCUCAAAUUGUAAAACGUUUCAUGUUGUCUAAAAGGAAAAAAAUGCUGCUCAUGUGGUGCAUGUCCACAUCAGUCAGCUUAACCCUGAACUGUAUUAAAUGAACAACCAUAUUAUAAAAACCCCAUGAUGCGCAUCAUUGGCCAAAUUAUCACUGUCUCAUAUCUCUCUUCCUCACUGAAAGGACUGUAAACCAGACAAGGGAGAAUUAGCCCAGGGACUAAAUUCAAAGCCUGUGUGCACGCGUGUGUGAGUGCGUGAGCGCGCACGUGUUUACAUCAAUGCGCCACGCUUCAGUGCGCUUUCUGAAGGGGAUAAGUGGGAGUGGGAGAGGAGAGAGGCGACAGUACGGAGGGAAGAUUCAGGCGGAUAAGUAACUCGUCACCAAGAAACGAGAGGGCAUCUUUAACGAGGUCCACUGCACCUGCUGCAACUUGCUGCCACACGGCACAGACAUCCUCCUCGAUGUCCGGCGGUUUAACGAUGGAUCACACUUUCCUGCCUCGAUCCAUUUGGACCGGUGACAGUAAAUUCCUCCAACAUCCAGCGGAUCUCUUCACCAGUGUGGUCGUUACGCGCAGCAUCCCUGCAGGCACGUGCUUUGGUCCAUGUGUGCUCCAAAACACUUUCUACGACACCAUCGCCUUCAUAGCGCAGAAAUCCUGCGACAAGAGGGCGAAACCCUAUGUGUUCAGGGUGGACCCCGAGGCCAUGCGUAAUUCUGCGCUGGUGCUGUCCUGGCUGCGGCUCGUACAGGCUGCGCGUAAUGGAGAGGAACAGAACACGGAGGCCUUCCUGAAAGCGGGUCAGCUGUAUGUGCGGACCAUCCGGGACAUCCGGCAGGAGGAAGAGCUGCUGGUUUGGUACGACCAAGAGCUGUCUCACCUACUGGGCUUCACAGACAUGACCAGGGGAUCAAGUGAAGAGUUCAGAUGUGGAAGAUGUAACCAGGUCUUCAAGAAUGAGUAUCCUUUCCUGGCUCACUGCCGAUUCCUGUGUACUCAAGUUAAGAGUGAUACCUGGGGCCGCGAGGUUUACGAGUACAAGCAUGUGGAAAUAAAGAGGCAACAUCGAGUGACAGAUUUCCACAACAUCGCCAGAGAUUUGGAACACAAAAAAUCUGGCAGCAACGAGGACGCGGAGAUUUACCCCAAGAGAAGGAAAUACGAGGAAACUCUUUAUCCCAAAGCACGGAAGACGGUCCUGUUGGAGAAAACGAAUAUUUCAAAUGAUGACAAUAUUACGCAGCUGAGUAAGGGCUACGACCAGGCAGCAGGGGAUGCAUCUUCCACUGCGGGGAAACUCAAAGUUGACAAGGUCAAACUGGAUCAUUUGGGAUGUAAGAAUGAUGCUUUUGCUGAAGCGAGAGAGGCCAGGGGGACUUUUACGCACGGCAGAGGGGUGGACGCACGGUCGGAGGCAGGUGAGAGCUCUGGUGUGCAUUCAGGCAGCACCAGUGCGUUUUCUCUGGUCCUGUCCAGCAGUCACGGCGAGCAGAAAAGCGCUUUCUGUAAACCGAGUAAAAGGACUUCUCCUAUUAACCCUCAGGCGCAUCUCAGCAGCGCUUCAACAGCCCCCUCUAGCCGCCUCGAGGAGAUGACUGACGCCUUCACCCCCAGGACUGUUAUGGGAUACAACAAUCUGAUGACAUCCAACAUCCUGAGCGGUGACUUACAGACUCUACCCUCCCCGGUUGCUUUAAACAAUGCCUUCCAUUACGCACCGGAGCACUGGUCCAGGAACAUUGGCGUUCAGUUGCAGACCACAUCCUCUCUUACGAUCCUUCCGCCGACUUUCACCUCAUUCGGCGUGUCGGUGCAGAACUGGUGCGCCAAGUGCAACCUGUCCUUCCGCAUGACUUCCGACCUCGUUUUCCACAUGCGCUCUCACCACAAGAAGGAGUUCGCCGCGGAGUCGCAGGUGAGGAGGAGGAGGGAGGAGAAACUCACCUGCCCGAUCUGCCACGAAUACUUCCGAGAGCGGCACCACCUGUCCAGACACAUGACGUCUCAUAACUGAGACAAAAAGGGACACAAAAAAAAAAAAAACUUUAUUUAUUUCCUAAAUGAUGCUCGUAUUUAACAAGUCUAGACUCCAGAUUCACGAGGCUUUGGCGUGUAACAGUGAAUGUAGGUAGCUGUAAAGAAACUAGGACACACAUGGCCACCUUAGCCUGUCCACUAGGUGACGAUAGAGGUACGUGUAAGCUGAUCUCACUGCAGUUUGUUGUCUGUCCCUUAGCCCUGUGUGUUAGGUUGAUGAUUAUUUUGUGCCUUAUGGAACUCAGGAGGGGAAGAAAGACGGAGAGAUCUCGAGGACAGCUCAUGAUUGUCAGAAAUAUCUCGACGCAAUCUUCUUUAUUUAUCAGCUUUUUGUUCUGCUCUGAUUUGUACAAGAGGUGUGGAUUGAGUGUGUUUGCACAUUCGUUUUAAAAUCUGAAAUUGUGAGAAUGAAA